This is a messenger RNA of Fusarium verticillioides 7600, 1932 nucleotides long. RefSeq lists its product as hypothetical. NCBI's taxonomy places the organism in Eukaryota, Fungi, Ascomycota, Sordariomycetes, Hypocreales, Nectriaceae. The transcript has 3 exons. The coding region runs from base 1 to 1932 and encodes 643 amino acids. The record is from RefSeq and is a predicted model, not a curated record.
AUGGCUCCACGAGAGCUAUCCUUUAUCCACAGCCGUGCUCCCCGAGCUGCUGGGCUGUCAGACAAUGCUGUGGACGAACACAAACAUCUGAUUGGCGACCUAUACUUGAUCCAGAAUUAUACUCGAGACCAGGUAAUCAACUACCUAGAAACAAAUCUAAGUUUCACCAUAUCCCGGGAUCAAUUCUCUAAAGCGACGAGACGUUGGGGUUUUCACAAGCAGCCUCGAGGGGCCCUCUCUAUUCAAUCAACACCGAAUGAGACGGCCAGUCAAAGCACGCAUUGUGAAACCGCAAGUAAGGAGCCAUUAUGCGUGACCACCGUGGAUGUGCCUACGGACCAAGGUCUCAUACUUACACAUGAGUCAAGCAAACGCCCCCGAAGCGGUACAAGCUCUAUCAGUCGCAGGAGUGAUAUCACAACCCAUGGCCCAUCCUCACCUCUUCCUCGCCGCCCACUGAAGCGACCCAAGCCCAGAAGCGAGUCAGGUGACUACACUGCUGAAAGCUCAUCUGACACCCCACUGAAUCUGUCUACUGAUGGAGAUUUCCUUUCUACCCCGUUGACUGCACGUUCGAGUCCACACUGUCAGUACACGUACGAUGACAAGCUGUCGGCAGAAUACCUAUCUUGUUGUCAUCGUUACACCAAAGCUUUCAACUACUACCUCAAGAUCUCGAUUCCUUUUCAACACAAAACGCCUUCGGCCAAACAGCGACGCGUCAGGAUGCUCGACAUGGCAAGGACUGCCAAGAAACGAAGACUUUGUGAGAUCGUGAGGGUGAUGAUGGAGUCUGAGCUCAAAAUGAGCAAUGACCCUUUGAUUGGAGAGGAACACGACCCUUGCCCUUCCGAUGGGGUUGAGAUGAGCCCUAUGCAGUCCUUUCUAUUCCAUCGCCAUCUUGCGCAGAUUUAUGCACAUAAUGGAGAUACCAGUCUUGAACAGGAACAUCUUGACAAAGCCAAGAACUUUACAAAGGCCUUCGACACACUUGGUCCAGAAUCGAUAGACCUUUGGACAUUGUUACGUCUCCAAGGAAAGAAGCAUCAUUAUAUCUCAGAGGACUUGCUGAACUCACUCCAGUGGGACAACAAAUUGUUCGCAUCCGAUAUGGAGCGUUGCCUUACGCUUUGUUGGCGCACGCUGAGAGAUACUCAAUGUCCAAAGCCUUUCCCAGGCUAUGAUAAAGAAAGACUUGAGGGGGUGAACCCGACUAAGAUGAGUGACCUGGCUCUCCAAAAGAGGCCACUCUAUCUUUGGAGGAAAUCCAGUUUCCUAUUUACUCACUUUUGGAAACAUAUCCAACAGGGACGUGAAUCUCCUGUUCCAUGGGGCCAAAGCCUUCCUACAAUUUCCGCGACACACUUUUUGAUGGUUGUGAGCAGGAUUAUCGUUCAAAGGUCGCUCCUUGGCUCCUCUGAACCUAGCAAUGGUUCACCCGGACUUCAGCCCUCAGACGUGUCGCUCUAUUGUGAAAUCAUACCAGCACUUCUUUAUGAUAACUCAUUCACACCAGAAAGUGCCAAAAGGGAGUUUGCCACGCAAUUCGUUGAGCGUUACUCAUGGUCUCCCCCAUCUGCUCGCAAAAGUGAUCUCGCUAGAGAAGUUCAGACACAUCAGAUGGAAGCACUCGAAUCAGUCUUGGCCACUCGACGCAGCCGCUCAUCAACUCCUACAUCUCCGACUUUGACAGCUUUGAAAGAAAUUGCCGGCAAAGUCCGACGUGCAUCGACUGACAACGAGUUUUUGGACUGGCUGAUACAACAGCACGAGCAGCUAGCCUCUACUAAUCAGAGAGAUACCAUCAUACAUGUCGAAGGGGCCCUAUAUCCCCCGUCUUUCGGGUCUUCUAAUCCUUGGCGUCUAGGUCUUCGCGCUCUUCUCAAGUGUCAGGCUCAAGCUCACUUCAAAGGUUCAAAGCAGCAGCGCUGA